This is a messenger RNA of Paramecium tetraurelia, 1968 nucleotides long. RefSeq lists its product as uncharacterized. Gene Ontology annotation, cellular component: cytoplasm. The transcript has 5 exons. The record is from RefSeq and is a predicted model, not a curated record. Gene Ontology annotation, biological process: protein phosphorylation. NCBI's taxonomy places the organism in Eukaryota, Ciliophora, Oligohymenophorea, Peniculida, Parameciidae. Gene Ontology annotation, molecular function: ATP binding; protein serine/threonine kinase activity.
AUGUUCGACUACUAUGAGAAAAUUCCUGAUUAGGAUAAGGACUAGGUUAAAGAACUCCAAAAGAAUAAUAAGAAUAUAUUAAAAUUGAAAUUGAAAGAUAAAGUAAAGGAGAGGUUGAAAAACCAAGAAAUAGAGACGUUAUAAAAAGAUAGUGAACGGUUGCCAGAAUAAUUAAAGAAGGAAUAAUCAAAGCAAAUAGAAAAUCAAUAGAGGAGCAUAGAUGAGAGAUUGAGAAAUAUAGAGAAGAAAUAUAGCACUGAAAAUACAUACAUUGCUUUUGAUAUUAAGACACUUAAUUUAUAAUAUAAUGAAGAGAAAAUCAUUAGAAGAUGUAAAUAUAUAGGUAUCCAAUAACCCUUGAUUUGUUAUAUGCAUGACAAAAAAAAUACAUAUCUAUUGUUUAAUGAUAUCCUGGAGUAUAAACUGUCUGGUGAAAAAUUAGAGACAUUAACAAUAUAAGAUUAUAAUAGAAUAUUGGUAUAAUUAAUAUUAAUUUUCAAUGAGUUUGAACUCAGAAAUUUUUACUGGGAAAUAAGUGAUUUGAGUUAGUUGUAUUAUAUUGACGGAUUUCUUUAAACGCUAGUUAUCGAUUAUGUGAAAAAUGAAAACAAAUAUGAAAGAGAACAACUAUUCAAACAAUUAAUCGACAAACAUUUCUCUAAGCAUUUAAAAUCGCUCAACAUUGAUAUUUUCAAUGAAGAUGAUUAAUUUAGAAAUUUGUUGAUGUGUUUAUUGGAUCAAGAAUAAAUUCAAUCAGGAUAAUUUGGACUUGAAGCUGCUUUUGAAUAAGCAAUAAAAUGGCUGUUAAAUGUAAUAGAUUUCAAAUAAUUAUAUUACACUCCCUACUGCAUCAUUAAAUAGUUUGAUACUCCUUAAUAGAUUAAAAAAGCAAUACAUAAUUUGCCUGAAAAGAUGGUUUUUAAAUAGAAAAGAGUUCACUAAAACCAUAAAUUUUAUGAACAACUAAUAAUAAACUUAGAAAGAGAAAUUGAAAUAUCAGAAAAAAAUAUGGAAAUUUUAGGAAAACCAUUUCUUUUUAUGAAACUUUACAAAUACCAUCUUGGUGAUAUUUUAUAAUAAUGGAUUGAGAAGAAGAAUAUUGAAUACUAGAAAUUAAAAGUCUAUCACUUGUGCGAAAGCUUUUCAACUGCAUUAUUUGGAUUGAAAUUGGCUAAUUUUAUUCAUAGAGAUUUGAAACCUCAAAAUAUAUUUUUAGAUGAUUGGGAUGAGGAUGAUAUUGACUUUAUGCUAAAAUAGUCCAUUGUUAUUGCUGAUUUUGAUAGAUCAAAAAUGCAUGAUACUUCUGAAUCUAAAGGAUAAUUUAAAAAAUAAUAACUCAAUCAACAAACAAAAUAAUUUGGAUGUUUUAGCAGAAAUAUAUUAUGGUCAGAAAAUUCUGGAUAAGAUGACCCACAAAAAAAGGAUAUUUAAAUGGUGAAUUAGACAUCGUCAGAAUAAAUUAGAUAAUAUGACUAAGAAAAAAUUGAAGACGAAAAUAUUGUGUCAAAUUCAGUUUAAAAUGAUUCACAAAUAAUAAUAGAAGGAAAAAUGACUGUAUUAAAUUCAGAAAAUACUGGACAAUAUGACCCACCAGAAGUUGAACAAACAUUUAGUUAUGAUGUUUGGUAAUUUGGUCUUAUCUGCUUAUCAAUUGCUAAUAAAGGUGUUUUUGCCGGACACAAAUUUGGAGGCAGAGCUCUUGAUGACAAAGAAUACAAUUAAUAUUUUUCCCUUGAAGCAAUAAAAAACACUUUAAGUCAUACAGAUUAUUCAGAAGAGUUUUUGAAGAUGUUGGCAGAAUGUUUGCAAAAAGAUUACAACAUUAGGAAACCUCCUUAUUUAGAAAAAGGGAGGUAUUAAACAUAGCUAAAUGGAAUAUUGUGGAAAUUGCGUAGCGAAGAGUAUGAAAAAGAAAUGAAAAAGUUAAAGGAGAAUGAACAAAAAACAAAAUAAAUUAUUUAGUAAUGA